CCGUCUCUCAGACUUCAGUGCCAUGUAUUAACCGACGUGAGCCGCACACGAUACGUCCUAGUGGUAUCGUUUAUUCAAAACAUUUUUAUUUUUUGAAUUGGUUUUACUUUUUUUUUUUUACUCGAAAUAUUUUCAAUAAUAUAGUUUUUCGUCGUCCCGUAGAAAAUAUAAUACACCCCCCAUUCAUGUUUUCUCGUUUUUCGUUUAACAAUAUUUCUAAUUUUUAAUAUAACCGUUAAACUUAUUUGGCUUAGUUAGUAUAUUAUAAUAAAAUAUAACCGUCUUAAUAUUGUCUUUUCCCACGACGACUGGCGAUACGAGUUUUCGUCUUCGUCUCUUUUGGAUUGGCUAAACGAACCAUUUGGCUUGGCCGCCAAAUGUCGAAGAAAACACCCGAAAAAAAGGCGGCCGCGUGCAAAGGACCACCGGACGGCGGAUGGGGCUGGUUUGUGGUGUUCGGUUCAUUCAUGAUACACAUCGUCACCGACGGCGUGACGUACUCGUUUGGUGUUUUGUAUACCGAAUUCCUUACUGUGUUCAAUGGAAGUAAAGGCGCCACUGCAUGGGUAGCUUCUCUUCUGGUCGGAGUCACGUUGUGCUCAGGGCCAAUUGCCAGUGUCUUUGUCAAUAAGUACGGAUGCCGAGCGGUAACCAUCGCCGGAGCGUUGUUGGCCAGCGUUUGUUUGUUUUCGAGCGUGUACGCCACCAACCUGUUCACUCUGUACCUCACCAUCGGAAUUGGAACCGGGCUGGGAUUCGGCAUGAUCUACCUACCAGCAAUCGUGAGCGUCACGUGCUACUUCGAGAAGUACCGGUCGCUGGCCACCGGCAUCGCCGUUUGCGGUUCGGGUCUGGGCACGUUCAUCUUCGCGCCGCUUGUCGACUAUCUGGUGAUCGGCUACGGCUGGAAAGUAACCGUAAUGAUCAUCGCCUGCCUGGUGUCGCUGUGCGCCUUUUUCGGGAUGUUGUUCCGACCACUGGCUGCCGAGGAGGUGCCCAGCGAGAACGCCACGGUGGUACUCAACAUCAUCGAACCCGAGUGUCAUCCGCUGAACAGUAGUCUGCAGUCGUUUGACGAGGCGCCCCCCAGGUACGACGAUCGCAAGAUAUCGCAGAACAUCAAACUGUCAAACGAGGUGAACACCAACACGUUCGGCAACGACCUGGACAAGAGGUCGCCCAUGUCCAGGUUCACCCUGAGCCAGCCGGAGUUGAUAGUGUCCGGCGGAUACGCUGGUUCCAACAACCAUUUGAACUUGGCCCGCAACGAUGUGUGUUAUGCCAGUCAAACGUUGAAGCCCAUGUCCAACGGCAUCAUGUACCAGAAGGACAUAUUCUACAGCGGAAGCAUCAAGAACUUGUCGGAGAACCGCAGGAGGAGGUGCUUGUCGUUUGUACACAAUUAUCUUAGAGGUCGUUCGCGGGCACUACCAAAAACAACGGUAUCACAGUCGACCACCAUCGGCAUGCACACGGAUCACUGCACCCCUUUUGAAAAUGAAAAAUCAUCGGCCAUCAUGUGUUGUUCCUCUGAAGCCAAAGACACAAUCAAGCAACUGCUCGACUUUUCCUUAUUGAAAGAUCCCAUUUUCAUUAUGUACACCGUCUCCAAUUUCUUGACCAGCAUCGGUUUCAAUAUACCGUACUUGUAUCUUGUGCCUCAAGCAAAAGUUAUGGGCAUCGACAAUACCCAUUCCAGUUACCUUUUGUCGCUGUUGGGUGCGGCCAACACGUUGGGCAGGAUCGUCCUGGGAUUCAUAUCAGACAAACCGUCCAUCAAUAGGUUAAUGGUGUACAAUUUGUGCUUGACCAUUUGCGGUAUCGCGACCAUGUUGGCCACCUACUGCACGGACCUGUUCACGUUUUCGUUGUAUACUAUCGUAUUCGGUUCGACCAUCGGAGCUUAUGUGGGUCUCACCUCGGUCAUUUUGGUCGACCUGCUGGGUCUCGACAAACUGACCAACGCUUUUGGAGUCUUGCUGCUGUUCCAAGGGCUCGCCUCCCUGGUCGGACCUCCUCUUGCGGGUUGGUUGUACGACUGGCUGCAAUCGUACAAUCCGGCGUUUUACUUGUCCGGCGCCAACAUCGCCAUAAGUGGUCUCAUGCUGUUUGCGAUACCUUAUGUACAACGGAGAUACAAACAAAAGGAAAUUGAAAAAAUGACUGCUGUGAAUUAGAAGAUUAGUCGAUAUUACUGGCAUGUAUUUUUGUUGCAAAUAAUGUAAAAAAAAAAAAAUGGCUAACUGUGGUAACGUUAGCAAACCAUUAAAAAUAUACCUUAAUUAAUUUAAAAAAAAAAAAACAACACCUAUGUUACGCUACUACAAAUGUUAUAUUUUUAUCUUGAUAUUUUUUUAUUAACUGUUUUAACCAGCAAAUGUGACUCAUUCCCUCCGUGUAAAUCGUUGCUCAAGUUAUGCCACGGUUUGGAAAUAAUUAUAAAUAUUACCAUUAAUUUACAACUAUUUUCUUGUAUAUAAAAAUACAUACACAUUUAUAUAUUUUUUUAAGAAACAAUAGCUCUGGAAUUUUUAUAGAAGUUAAAAUUUUAUGUUAUGUGUCGAGAACCUCGUUAUAGUUUUAUAUAUAAAAAAAAUUAAUUCUUAUGAAAACUUUUAUCUACUAAUACAAUUAGUAGAUGGCUGUUAAGGUAAUUAAUUUAAGACUUGUAUUCCUUUUUUUUAAGUAUACAUAAUAUAUAAAUUAUUUAUUUUUUAUAAUUAAUAAAAAACGUGUUACAUAAUUUACAAGGGUCUAUUAUAUGAGUGUAUAUAUAUUUCAGUUAUUAUUAUUGUUAUGUUAUAAUAUAUUUUUAUACACGUAAUAAUGGUCAAGAGUAUUAAAAAAAAAAAAAAUUAUUUAUUGUUUGACAAACAAUGCUAAAGUUUUUGCGGGUUGUUAUCAAACGACGAUUGUAAGACUUCUGUAGUAUUAUCUGAUUUAUUGAAAAAUUAUUUUUGAUAUUGAUUGGUAUCAUAUUGCUUUUAGAGUAUUUAAAAAAAAAUAAUAAGAAAUUAAAUUGAUACUUAAGUUACUUUUUAUUAUAAUUAUAUUACUUUGUUACGAGAUUAAAAUAUAUUAUUAAUUUAAAUACAACUAUUAUUUGUUUGCAAACUGUCACUAUUUUUGAUAAAUAAAAUAUUUAGUUUUAUGUUAUUUUGAAUAAUUAAGCAGAAAAUUUUGACACAGAAUAUUCUAAAAUAGUUUCAAACUUUAGAUGAUAUAACUACUUAUUUGUACACUUUUUUUUGAAACGACUAUUGUGAAGUAAAUUAUAUUGUGAUUGAUGUGAUUUUGAACGAUGCUAUCUGUAAUUAUUUUAAAGGAAAAAAAACUAUUUUAUUAUGAAUUGUACGCAACAAACUAUCGGUUGAACGCGUUGCUUAGUUUUUUAUGUGUACAUUUUUUAUAACACACUAUGUUAAAUCAAAAAAAAAAAAAAAAAUACUGUGGCCAAUUAAUUAAUUUUAAGUAUUACCUAUGUAUCUAAGGAAUUUAUUGUUACCUUUUAGACACUAUAAUGCAGGAAUAUUUUUAAUAAAUAUGCUAUUGAUGCA
Adelges cooleyi (spruce gall adelgid) is the source of this 3557-nucleotide messenger RNA. RefSeq lists its product as uncharacterized. The transcript is spliced from 8 exons. Gene Ontology annotation, molecular function: monocarboxylic acid transmembrane transporter activity. NCBI's taxonomy places the organism in Eukaryota, Metazoa, Arthropoda, Insecta, Hemiptera, Adelgidae. The record is from RefSeq and is a predicted model, not a curated record. Bases 378 to 2177 code for a protein of 599 amino acids. Gene Ontology annotation, biological process: transmembrane transport; monocarboxylic acid transport.